Molecule: messenger RNA, 1080 nt
Organism: Cajanus cajan (pigeon pea)
Lineage: Eukaryota; Viridiplantae; Streptophyta; Magnoliopsida; Fabales; Fabaceae
Molecular function (GO): catalytic activity
Source: RefSeq, a predicted model, not a curated record
AUGAAGAUUAUUUCAUUUAAUGUUAGAGGUCUCGGAAGUGAGACAAAGCAUGGUAUCAUCAGUAAGCUGGUCUUGAAAUAUAGGGUGGAUGUGCUAUGUGUACAAGAAACAAAGAAGGAGGUUGACAUGGAAGCGUUGUAUAAGAAACUAUGGGGUGGUGGAGAGUGCGAGUGUUGUUGGGCCCUUGCAAAUAAUGUUGCAGGAGGAUUAUUAUGCAUUUGGGAUAGCCGAAAACUUGAGGUAACAUCUCAAAUUACAGGUCAAGGGUAUUUGGGGUUGGUUUCCAAAUGGAUUGUGACUGGAGAUUUAAUGGUGAUUAUAAAUAUAUAUGCACCCUCGAAGAGACAACGUAAAAAGAUGCUAUGGGAUGAAAUUCUAGAAAAGAAAAGAGCUAGCCCAAUAGCAUUGUGGUGUAUGGUAGGAGAUUUUAACAGCAUAAGGUGCUUGGUGAAGAGGGUUGGCCAAGCUACUGGUCUCUAUGCUACUACAGAUAUAGAAAUGUUUAAUCAUUUUAUUGCUCAGAUGGAACUGGAAGAUGUCCCUUUGGCGGGUCGUAAAUAUACAUGGUAUAAACCAAAUGGGAGGGUUAAAAGCAGAAUUGACCGAGUAUUGGUUUUGCUAGGGUGGUUGGAGAGAUGGCCGAGAGUUGCUCAGUUAGUCCUUAACCGGGGAAUAUCAGAUCAAUGUACCAUUUUGAUGAGGAACCGAGAGAUAGAUUGGGGGCCUAAACCAUGGAGAUUCUUUAAUUUCUGGUUAAAUGACUCGGAGUGCAGAGAAUUGGUGUCAAGGACCUGGGCUGAUACAGAAGUGGUUGGCUGGGCAGCGUUUAUUGUUAAGGAGAAGCUGAAAGCCAUAAAAUGCCAAGUGAAGAAUUGGUGGGGAGGUAGAAAUACCUCCAUACAAACUACUACUGAUGUUAUGGACGAAAUGAAUGCAAUUGAUCGCAUAGAGGAAACUAGAAUCCUAUCAGAGGAGGAACUACAAAGGAGGAUUCACCUACAACAAACAUAUUGGGAAGUGGCACUUAAAGAGGAGUCUCAACUGGCUCAAAAGGCACGGGUCAGGUGGAUGCUUGGGUGA